UUUUGCAAUACAAGGGCGAUCACAAUACGCUCGGUUUUUGGUAUGAAUGGAUCAAAUACAAAGACCGUUUCGAAAAGACCGAAGAGCGGCAAAUGCUGAAGUGUGGUGAAUCGUUGCCAAUCUUCUGGAAGCAUCGCAAGGAGGGCCCACUGAUGGGCUAUUUAGAUGGCACCGAAUUGGCACAUUUUUCACAUGAUGGAAAGGCGGAAACGCUGCAGGGCAACGAUAUAAGCGACAUGUUCAUCAUUGUCCGUAACAUUAAAGGGGGUCCGCCCGGGUGCGAGUGCAAAAACUGCUACGUACCACCGCCGCCACCGCCACCACCUAAACCGCAGGAACCUCCACCACCGCCGCCACCUAGAGUAAUGAGAGAUGAAUGGAUGGAUUUGCGUAUGGGAGACCCAUGGCCAACUCGAAAACUGAUGCUAGCGCUUGACAAAAAACUGGAUACGAUAGCGGGUGAGGAUCCGGAGCAAUAUGUGGCGCUAUGGUAUCAGCAAGGCGAACCGAUUAUGGGGCGUGUUUGGAAGGACAAAAACGGGAAGGUUGCAGCAGCGUUUGGUUGGAAUGGGCAUGAAUACCGAGACAAAGUGGGCUCACUACAGGUUCUCGUCCAGCUUGCAGACCACGUACGCGGAUUCGAUUACUCCUGGCAACCGUUUUCGGUCUGUGGCACGUUUGGUGAGAAGGAAUGGUUCCCCGUGUACGUGGACUACAAGGGAAUUAUUUCGCCAUGCGUCGUCACCUAUAGUGGGAAGCAAAUUCUCGGAAAGGUUAGUCAGUUUGCAACCUGGUAUCAUUUAAACAAUCUGUUCAUUCGUCGCAAUAUCAUCCUUACAAAGCUUAGUCAAAGUAGGAAAAGAAUUGGAAAAAACAGUUUCUUCAUAAAAUAUUAG
Messenger RNA from Gongylonema pulchrum, 896 nucleotides. The record is from the annotation of a GenBank genome assembly. Lineage: Eukaryota; Metazoa; Nematoda; Chromadorea; Rhabditida; Gongylonematidae.